Neolamprologus brichardi is the source of this 2396-nucleotide messenger RNA. NCBI's taxonomy places the organism in Eukaryota, Metazoa, Chordata, Actinopteri, Cichliformes, Cichlidae. The record is from RefSeq and is a predicted model, not a curated record.
UGUGCGUCCCUUCAGUUCGCUGCCGUUGCCAGAACCUCAUCUCAUGGAUUUACUUCAGUUUGGACUUUGAACUAUGUAAUUCACUCUUCCAGCUUCAUUGUCUCAAGGGAGCCAGAGACUGUGCUGCUCAGUUGACUCACUGAAACUGCAGUGAAGCUGGAACAGCAGUGCAAAAAAGGAAGUACGGCGCUAAAGCAAGGAUGAGUGAGAGGCCCGACAAGCCAAAGCGAAAGGCAUGAGGUGGCAGGAAAGCCAAGAGACCAGACACCAAUUGAUUUCAAUGUGAACACAGAGCCAUGCCGGCUCCAAUGCCAGCCUGGCACAAGAGGACCAAACUCCUGCUCACACUGCUCUUUAUCAUCUACAACCAUCAGGUAACAGGUUCACUGCUUGAAAGUCUGAUUGCUAAGCGGAAUGAAUACUCGAAGAACUGCAAUAAAACUCUGGUAGCGAGUGCACUCUCAAUAACUGGAAACUACUGCAAAGGAGCGUUUGACAUGUUUGUGUGUUGGCCCCACUCUUCUCCUGGAAAUGUGUCCGUCCCCUGUCCGUCUUUCUUACCGAAGCUCCACUGUACCAGGAACUACAUCCAUAUGAAUUUGUUUGUGUCAUUCAUCCUGAGAGCUGCAGCUAUCCUUUCUAAGGAGAUCAUAAUGCACAUCAUGUACUCCAACCUACCAAAGGACGACCCUGGAUGGAACACCUACUCGAGCUCUCCGAUAGUGAUAAUGUGCAGAUUGUCCAAGGUGUGCAUGGAGUACUUUGUGGCCUGUAACUACUUCUGGCUUUUGGUGGAGGCCAUUUUUCUUCAUACGCUGCUCUUCACUGCUGUGCUGACCAAGAGGUGUCUGCUGAAGAAAUACAUGCUGCUAGGAUGGGGAACUCCGGCCUUGUUUGUGACACCAUGGACAGUGGUCAAGAUUUUAUAUGAAAACACAGAAUGCUGGUCCAUUAUUAACAGAGGGUUCUGGUGGAUCAUAAAGGGCCCGAUCACUUUAUCAGUGCUAGUUAUUUUCUUUAUCUUCAUUAAGAUUCUGAUGUUGCUGCUGUCCAAGCUGAAAGCAGAUCAGGUGAAAUUUACCGACUACAGAUACAGCUUGGCCAGAGCAACACUGGUGCUGAUUCCUCUGCUUGGAAUCCAUGAAGUAGUCUUCACUGUGCUGAUAGACGAAUGUGUAGAUGGAAGCAGUCGCUAUGCUCGGAACUUUGUCAACCUCACCCUCAGCUCAUUCCAGGGGUUCUUGGUAGCUGUUCUGUACUGCUUCGCUAAUGGAGAGGUACAAGCUGAACUAAAAAAGCGCUGGCAGCUCUUCUUGUUCACCAACCACUUCAAGGUCAGGACCUGUUUUCGGGGAGUGCCCCUGAAGCACCUGUGGAAAUGUACUCGAGGACAUCAUCCGCGGUGCUCUCGGCAAAGUGAAUCCUAUGACGAGGGCGGCAUUUCAACAAUGCACCCCCACCUGCUCCAGGUGGCUGUGCACGGCAGAGGCAGAGUACUCGGAAAAGGAGAAGUUAAAGGUCAAGCGCUGAAUGGCUAUGAUGUGACAGGACUUGAGUUCCUCACCAGGAAGAGUCUAUCCAGUAGCGAUGGUGAGAUGACGCUUGGGGAAACCAUGGAAGAGAUUCUGGAAGAGAGUGAAUUCUGAUAUACAUACGUUUUCAAGAUUGGAUCACCAACCAGAAAACUUGUUUGUUUCAGAGCAGUGGUCCAAAUCCUCAGUCCCCAGGCCUUCGCUGACUAAGGGGACACCAAGGUAGAUAUAACUGCACAAUGGCAGGAAGUUUAAAUGUGUGGAGAAGAGGUUAGCAGACACCCUGUGAGAAAACGUUUGCAUUGAGAUUCUAAUUAGAGCAUUCUUCGAAAUAAAAUAGAUUUUUUUUCAUUCAGGGUGAAUUUUACAAACUUGCAGUAUAGAACGUGUUUACUCUAAAUUCACCAGAAGAUAAUUUAUCCUGCUGCAUUCCCAGCCACUAAGAUAUACAAGCUUCAUCCAUGGCUAUAAAUCCAUUAAUCAGAUUCUUAUGUACUUACAGUAUUCAGUGAAUUCCACGCAAUUGCAGGCACGUAAUGUUCACCUUUGAUAUUAGUACUCGCACAGUUAAAGUUAUCCUAUACACAAACAGCAGUGUUAAGCAUUUCUCUGUUUUAUUUACACAAUAUAAUAUGUCAGGCCAGUUAUAAAUAUCCAUAUGAUACAUUUGGAUUGAAUUGUGUGUAUAAAUACAAUGUAUUUGUUGUUUUAAUGUGAAUAUGUGCAGAAUGUUUUGCAGGCUUUUCAUGUUUUCUAUUCUUGUGAAGCUUAAAAUGUAUCAAAGGUGAUGUACAGGUAUAGUAAAACUAUAAGAUGAUUUGUACAUGUAGUGUCACAAAAUAUGAUACUGAUCAUAUAUAGAAA